Messenger RNA from Hyposmocoma kahamanoa, 1615 nucleotides. RefSeq lists its product as uncharacterized. Lineage: Eukaryota; Metazoa; Arthropoda; Insecta; Lepidoptera; Cosmopterigidae. Bases 172 to 1317 code for a protein of 381 amino acids. The record is from RefSeq and is a predicted model, not a curated record. The transcript has 6 exons.
ACCCCGGAGUUAGAAUUAAAACCUGUUUUCAAAUCACACCCUACAACAACCACUCAAGUUUUAAAGUUUGAUACUUCUGAAGUUCGAAGAAGGUUGUUGGAAUCGUAUAACUGUUAUAAUGCCAUAUCAUUCAGUGAACAAUAUAGAAAAAUCUGUGAUACUAUUAGACAUAUGUAUAAAGAAGACUCAAACGAACGUAAUAAUGAAUUUGUUACUGGUACAUAUCGUCUUAAUUAUAUAGAAGAAUCGUAUUCGGGUUAUUCUUAUCAAGCAUACAAACCAACUACAACACGCACUACUAGAAAAAGUAUAAAGCCUAGACGUAUUCGUUCGACUACUAAUUUAAUGGGUAAUGCGACAAAUUAUGAAGUUCAUACUGAUCCAAUUCACGAGACCAAAACUUCAACGGAACUAACUUCAGUAUCUCCACCAGUCACAAAAACCACUAGCUUAUCUUCCGACGAGCCUUAUUUAACGACAAUAAAAAAGGCGAACGUCACGACAACCCUAAACCCUGUUACUACUACUCCUCUUACCAAGCCAUCGACUACAGAAACUACAACAACAGAAAAAUAUCGGAAACCUAGCCCUAUAUUAUUAACAAUAUUACCAGAUAGUACGGAGAUCAUAGCAACCGAAGGAGAGAUACCUAACCUCAGGUGUGAAGUUAGUGGAUCGAAUUUACCGAAAUUGUUACCUUAUGUGGUGUCCUGGUAUGAAAGAGAAGACGGUGGAAAUGAUGUCGAACUAAACUUCGAGUACAAUGCAACAACAUUAGCAUUCAACAAAACUAUAACAGGACACGAUCUAAACCACGAAAUCUACUGUUCUAUUAGGUUUAACAUAAUGGCUCCCACAGUUUUCGGAAAAAUGUCAACACCGUAUGUACCAAUAACAAGAAUUAAGAAACCGGUUGCACAUUUGGAAACCAAUGACACGGAUAACAAUUUACAAAAUUGGAUAAUAGGAGGUGCAGUAGGCGGAGUAACGCUACUAGUGAUAAUAAUUGUUCUAGUAGUAUUAAUGAUACGAUGUCGUACACAAAGAGCGGAUACAAAUAAUAGGACUCCAGAACCGCCAACUCAGAAUUCUAGUAGCGGGGUAUAUGAAACACCAGAAGAUCCAAUAUACUCGUACGUUCCAAUCAGCGUAGUGACCUUCUACGAAGCGAAAGCCAUGGCAGCAGCAAACAGAAAAAUGGAGAUGCAAUCUGUAAAACCUCCGCCACUCCCACAAAGACCACCAAAUAUGUCGAGGUCAGAUGAUUACGAUUAUGCCUAUGCGGUUAAUAAUAGGAGACCUCCGCCACCAACGUAAGACUCUGAUAGGUAGUAGGUGACUGAAAUUGCCUAUUGUAUUGCUAGUAUUUGAUUGGUCAAUGAAAGAAACAAGGACAUGUAGAUACUCGUAACUGAACAGUCUGUUUUGAUUAGAGUGAACAAUGACCAAAUAUAAAAGAUUUUUAGGAACCUUAGUAUUAUUGUAGGUAGUCAUAGAAAAUAAGAUUGAGUUGAUAUUAAAGUUGAUGUUUUAACGUUACAUUGUUGUAUAAUAUUUAUAUAGAAAAUUAUAGUGAGAAACUAAAUUAAUCACCUUCUCAGUUUAAAAUAAAAAG